AUGCCACAAAUGUUUCAUAUCAAAUUUAAACAUUCGUCUCCACAACAAGUGUAACAUUGACAAGAAAUGGGAACACUGAACCAAUGAUAGGUCUUUUCCAGCAGGCCAUUCUGAAAAAUUAUAUUGCACAAAACCUGAACAUCAUCUAAGAUGAAAUUUGUCUCAAUUGUACAAUGGAAAUCUAUCUACCAGGUCUACUUCUAGUAGCUUUGCUUCUAAAAAUUCUCAAGGAUAACCAAACGACAUAAAGUGACCUACGGUUUAUAGAACAGCUUUCCCAUUUCGUAAGGGCGUCGAAAUGGGAGAGCGAGAUAUCAAAGAGUUCUUGUAUGCCUUUUUGAUGAAAAAUUACAGAAUUCCGCCAGUUUAUGAUGUCAAGUCCCUAGGAGAUCAAAAUGGCUAUUACUGUGAAUUACGUGUAAAUGGAUUUCAUUAUGUUGCAACUGGAAGAUCAACUUCAAAAAGGAAUGCACAAGCCAAUGCAGCCAACAGCUUUGUUGCUCAUUUGGUUUACAAGGGAGCCAUGAAAGCAGAAGAGAUUCCCAAUAGAAAUGCCGCAAGCAUAGUGAGACAAAUGGGUCUACAUUGUAGUUCAGGUAAUGACACUGCCACUACUGGAAGAUUCGUCCAUCAAACGGAUGAAUAUUCGCAAUUAUGCAGAGAACCUGCUCCAUCCAGCGUUGGAGGAUACUCGGUUGAAAAUGCCAAGGCUAAACUGCACCCGUUUCUGAUGGAAAAUAGAAUUAAAGCAGAUUAUGUUUACGAAUCAUACGGCCCGGAUCAUCAAAAGAACUUCUUUGCCGAAAUGAGUUUUAUUUUUCGUGGUAGAGAGAUAUACGCACGAGAAAAAGGGUGGACAAAGGCUCUCGCCUCCAAAUCGUGUGCCCUGUCGAUUGUAAGACAGUUAUAUGAAAUGAAAUUCAUCGGCCCGGCUGGAACUACUGUGAGUAGCAAAAAAGUGCAAGUGGAAACGAAACCUUUUCCCGUAAUUCUUCGCGACGAAUUGGAAAAAGAAUUAAAUAGAACAAUAAUGGAACAUCGUUUGUUACCCAACAUUGUGAGGAGAAAUCCAAUAGAACCACAAACUCUGUUGGAUGAGCGACUUGCACCGAAAGCGAUGCGCCUCGGGGAUGAAGGCGAUUCACGUUGUAGCUCAAUUGACAUUCCAUGGUCUCCUCCCUCUGCCAACUGGAACACCUGGACCGCUAGUACUAUUGAACGCGGAUAUUUUGCUACGACGUCAAUGGAUACGAUAAGCAAAGACUUAUGGCAAAGGCAAGAGCGUCGCAUACAAUCCGAUGUCAGUCUUCAGAAGGCAUUAGAAGAGCGUAAAUCUUUACCAAUCUACGCCUUCAAAAACGCUGUUAUGGAUGCCCUGUAUAACCAUUCGGUCGUCGUAAUCCGUGGCAACACCGGUUCCGGCAAAUCUACACAGGUCUGUCAAUAUAUUCUAGACGACUAUUUACGAUGGAAGGAGGGUGCACAGUGUUCUGUGAUUGUGACACAACCUCGUAGAAUCUCGGCAAUAUCCGUGGCUGAACGUGUCGCAUCAGAACGACGUGAGGAGGUGGGCGAAUCUGUUGGUUUCAGCGUUCGGUUUGAAAGUACGUUACCCCGUCCUUAUGGUGCAAUUCUUUUCUGCACGGUUGGGGUACUUCUCCGGAGAUUAGAACGUGGCCUUCAUGGUGUAUCGCACGUUAUCGUUGAUGAGGUACACGAGCGUGAUACCAACACCGACUUCUUAUUGAUAAUGCUGCGGGAUUUGGUGAACCGGCAUCCAGAACUUCGCGUCAUUUUAAUGUCAGCCACAAUUGAUACAUCGCUCUUUAGCCGCUACUUUGGCAGGUGCCCAGUAGUCGACAUUCCCGGUAGAGUUCACCCUGUUCAACUGUAUUACUUGGAGGACUGCGUCGAAAUGCUUCGCUUUCGGCCAAGACAGGAGGUUAAAAAGAACUACCAGCGUAAAGAAGAGGAAGAAGAGGAAAAUAUGAAUUUGAAGGUGAUUGGAAAAUAUUCACCCGAAACUAAAAAAACUAUGGCUCUAUUGAAUGAGAAAGAAAUUUGUCUCGAAUUGGUUGAAGAAUUACUUAUUCACAUAAGGCAAAUGAAAAUUCCUGGGGCUGUUCUUAUAUUCCUUCCUGGGUGGAGUACCAUUUUCGCAUUGUUACGUCAUUUGCAACAAAGCCGAUAUGCUAGUGAUUAUCUCCUACUGCCAUUGCACUCGAUGUUGCCGCGAGAAGAUCAACGACGUGUCUUUCAACCUGCCCCCGAGCGGAGAAUGAAAGUCAUAUUGGCCACCAACAUUGCUGAAUCUUCCAUCACCAUCGAUGAUGUAGUCUUCGUCAUCGAUUCUUGUCGCGCCAAUGUCAAACAUUUUACUUCGCACAACAAUAUGCACAAUUAUGCAACUGUCUGGGCAGCUCAAGACAAUCUGGAGCAGAGACGUGGUCGAGCCGGCCGAGUCCGUCCAGGAUAUGCUUUUCGAUUAUGCAGCUAUAGUCGUUUUCAACUUUUGGAAAAAAGUUUAAAGGCUGAAAUCCUCCGCUCACCGCUUCAUGAAACCGCACUAGCCAUUAAACUUCUUCGUCUCGGCUCAAUCGCUCAUUUCUUAAGUAAAGCUUUAGAGCCACCUCCGAUAGAUGCAAUUAUAGAAGCUGAAGUUAUGCUCAGAGAGAUGAAGUGCCUGAACGCACAAGAGGAAUUAACUGCCCUUGGUAGGUUAGUGGCUCGAAUUCCUGUAGAACCAUCUCUCGCCAAAAUGAUUAUCGUUGGAGCCCUUUUCGGCCACGGAGAUGCAAUGUGUGUUCUUGCUGCUAGUGAGUCCGUCAGUGCUGAUGUUUUCUACCUCGGUCUUAACAAACGACUCAACAAUACUCAGCGAUCGUUUACCGGUAACCGUUGUUCUGAUCAUGUAGCCAUGCUCGCUGCAUUCUACGCCUACGAUCAAGUACGGAUCGAAUCUGGUCCUCGCUCACUGCAUGCCUUUUGUGAAGCCAAAGGCCUGUCCUACUCAACACUCCGCGCCUUGCACGAUGCUCGCUGCCAACUUCGUGACAUUUUACUCGGUUUCGGCUUCCCUAAAUCAUGUCUUACUCCAAAGGCUUAUAGGGUGAACGGCAAUGAUCCUGAAUUAGAUACGGUGAUAGGCCUUAUCGGAAUCGGGCAUUACCCCAACAUAUGCGUCCACAGAGAAAAACGAAAAGUACAAAUGGCCGAGGCGCGCUUAGGACCUUCGCUGAUCCAUAAGUCUUCCGUCAACUGCAUCGGCUCAUCAGAUGAAAUUGAAUUUCCGUUGCCAUUUUUUGUUUUCAGCGAAAAAAUACGUGCUGGAACAGUCGUUUGCAAGAACGUGACGUUAGUCACACCACUUCAUUUGAUUCUGUUUGGCGCUAAACGGGUUCAGAUCAUUCCAGAAUCAGGAAUGUGUUUAGUACGCCUUGAUGGGUGGAUUAAUCUUCAGAUAAAUCCACAAACCGUAGCGAAUAUGUUGGUUUUGAAACCUGCUCUUGAUGAAGUCAUUGCCAGAAUAUCUGCUGAUCCCGAAUCCGUUCCCGAUUUUAUGCAGAGUCCACUUGUUAACAUGAUCUCCCGAUUGUGUGAAUUCCAUGCCGCCGAAUAUCCUAGCUCGCCAGCCAGUCAGAAUUACAAACGUCCAUCAGACGAAGGAUCCGACAGUGAGGUGAAAUUUGGCCGCUUCGAGAACCGUGCUGCUUGCUACCGUCCUUCUCCUAUAAGUCAAAAUAACUCAUCGCGUAGGAACGAAUCGACAUAUUCUAAACCGAAUGCACCUGGAUACGCUGGUCAGCGGGGAGUAAAUGGAAAUUGGCGCGCAACUCCUGAGUAUGUACGCAAGCAGGAUAGUUUUUAAAAGCGCAAGAAGCGCAACAGAUACGAUUCUCAAAGGUCAACACCAAGAAUGUGUGGGAGCCUUGCUGCCUAAAAGAAUCAUUUGACUUUGUGUUUACUUGAUAACCUUGUGAAACAGAUGUUUCUGUUGAAAUUCAUUUUUGGAUCUCGGUAAACUAAGACAAAAUCUAGUGUACGUUUCUUCAGUACCUCAUAUGAUAUUAAUGCAUCAAUGAAAUUCAGUAAGUUAAACAAGUUGCUGUGUACUAACUUUUGCAAAAUCCUCUUACUCAAAUACAACGACCAACUCAGAUUGGUCAAAGAAAACAA
Molecule: messenger RNA, 4176 nt
Organism: Daphnia carinata
Lineage: Eukaryota; Metazoa; Arthropoda; Branchiopoda; Diplostraca; Daphniidae
Gene: mle
Product: dosage compensation regulator-like
Exons: 16
Coding region: 299-3868 (1189 amino acids)
Biological process (GO): regulation of mRNA processing; positive regulation of transcription by RNA polymerase II
Cellular component (GO): ribonucleoprotein complex; intracellular anatomical structure; nucleolus
Molecular function (GO): ATP binding; 3'-5' DNA helicase activity; double-stranded RNA binding
Source: RefSeq, a predicted model, not a curated record